AUGAGAUCGAGUUGGUAUCGUGUUUUAGUCUUCUCCGCCAUGAAAGCACAGAGAAAGAGGAAGAAGAAGAAGAAGAAGAAGAAGAAAGGUAAAAAGGGAAGCGUAAGCUUCUCAUCAUACUCGCUUCCGCUUGAUCUCAUUAUAGAAAUACUCAAACGAUCGCCGGUUAAAACCCUAAUGAGAUUCCUCUCCGUAUCUAAGCUCUGGGCUUCAAUCAUCCGUAGUCGAAAGUUCAUGAAACAACACUUGAAUGAGUCCUUGAAUAGACCUAGAGGUCUCGUCUUCGUAUUCAAGUCCAAACAUUAUGGUUUAACUACACAUGAAGCAUCACCUUCUCUUGCUUCUUUAGCAAGUUACCUUGUGACUUGCCCAGCCAUAUUUUCUGCUCCUUCAGUUCACGGUUUGAUAUGCUAUGGAUCUCAUUCUACACCCGGGGUAUAUAACCUGUGCACUAGACGAUCCAUUACCUUGCCAGAUCUCGAUUCAUACUCAGAGACCUACAUAACUCAAUUAUAUUUAGGCUAUGAUCCCAUCGACAGUGAUUAUAAAGUGUUGUGCGUCAUGAUAGAAACUCCUGAGUCUGGCAACACACGAGGUUUAGCUAUGGAGAUAUGGGUUUUGACGCUGGGAAGUGAGAAUUCUUGGAAGAUGAUUCAAGACAAUAUUCCACCUCACUCUCCUAUAAGUCAAAACGUGUGCAUCAAUGGUGUUUUGUAUUAUCAAGCUUUGACCGGCGAGGAGCUAGAGAAUUCAGCAAUCAUGAGGUUUGAUGUAAGAUCCGAAAAAAUCGAUCUUAUCAAAGCCGUAAAACUUGAUGAUCUUGUCAAUGAACCUAGCAACUUUCGCAAUUUUUCAAAGCUGAUAAGCUACGAGGGAAAGCCAGCUUUCAUCGUCUUUGAAAAGUACUACGCAUAUAAUAUCGCUUUGUGUGUUCUAGAAGAUGCUGCUAAAGAGGAAUGGUCGAUGAAGACUUUUGUUUUGCCUACUUUAAUUCAUCGGUCUGUUGAUAGGUUUCAAAGGUUUCGAUCCACUGACACUAAGACUGGUGAGCUUUUUUUUUCAGGUUAUCUACUAAAAUCACUUAGUGUUGCCUAUUGUGAUCUGAAGAAACUUAUAGUGAGAAGAGUUCACAUACAAGAUAUCCCUGAUGAGUUUUAUGAUGCAGGAGAUGUAUACCUUGUCUCCUCUGAUCAGGUUGAGAAUCUCAUGUUUUUGUAG
Messenger RNA from Eutrema salsugineum, 1218 nucleotides. Its product is annotated as putative F-box protein At4g38870. NCBI's taxonomy places the organism in Eukaryota, Viridiplantae, Streptophyta, Magnoliopsida, Brassicales, Brassicaceae. Gene Ontology annotation, molecular function: protein binding. The record is from RefSeq and is a predicted model, not a curated record.